Messenger RNA from Rhipicephalus sanguineus (brown dog tick), 447 nucleotides. RefSeq lists its product as uncharacterized. The record is from RefSeq and is a predicted model, not a curated record. NCBI's taxonomy places the organism in Eukaryota, Metazoa, Arthropoda, Arachnida, Ixodida, Ixodidae. The transcript has 3 exons. Bases 25 to 447 code for a protein of 140 amino acids.
UCCAUCCAUCCAGCUUCUUGCAACAUGGAGUCUUCCAUGCCGCACGUGAGCUCCGCAUACCAGGCUGGUAUGUCGUCGUCUUUGUUCUGUGGAUUGCCCAGGAGACGACGAAAGCGUUUCCUUGGAAAUGACAACUUGCUUCACCAUAUUGACUGCAACCAGAGUGACAUAUCCGAUGAGAGCAACGAUGAUGAAUUGGAAGUGGCAACUGUUGAUAGAAACUCUGAAGACAGUAGUUCGACGGGGUCCGAGGAUGAGGUCACGGCACUCACAACAGGCUUGAAAAACAACAUGGUUGCCGUGAAGUGGUUCGACAGCAGGCCAGUCACAGUCAUCUCCAAUUGUGUGGGCGUUGACCCCAUAACAACUGUCAAAAGAUGGGACAAGAAGCAGAAGACACACAUUCCAGUUGAGUGUCCUGCUAUUGUGCCAAUGUACAAUAUGUGA